Messenger RNA from Heterocephalus glaber (naked mole-rat), 5054 nucleotides. RefSeq names its product tyrosine kinase non receptor 2 (gene Tnk2). Gene Ontology annotation, molecular function: protein binding; protein serine/threonine/tyrosine kinase activity; ATP binding. The record is from RefSeq and is a predicted model, not a curated record. NCBI's taxonomy places the organism in Eukaryota, Metazoa, Chordata, Mammalia, Rodentia, Bathyergidae. Gene Ontology annotation, biological process: signal transduction; regulation of keratinocyte differentiation; negative regulation of epidermal growth factor receptor signaling pathway.
UGAUAAACAGAUGGUUUUGUUAAAGAUAAAUGAGUUAAGACAGCCAAAUGUUUAGAACUGGCAUCUAGUGAGUAUUGCUUGAAAUAUUAGGUAUUGUUUUUAUCAUUACCCUUUGUGUAGAGUCAGUCAAGGAAAGUAGCAUACAGCAUAUUGUGCAUUCUGACCUACCUGUGCCCCGAGUGAUGGGAGAAAGGGCUCAGGCGGGACAGCACAAGGGCAGCACACACCAGUGCUGAGAGAGAGGGGAGUUUGGAAAUAAGGCCAUUACCUUCACUGGUGCUUUUCCAAAGAGUGGACUUGUGCUAUCUUCUUGAUAAACCAGUCUAGUUUUUCCUUAGCUUACCCAGUACCAUUCCAGGAAAAUUCAGUGCAUAUUAAAACCACCAAAAUAUUUUGUUGUUCACAUGUCAAAUGGAAUUCGACUCUGGUGUGGAUGAUCACAAACAAGUUUUCACCUGUGUCAAUUACAUUGCGUGGGAUUUGGGAUAGUGUUUGAGACUGUCCUGCAUCUUGCAGGGUAAUUCAUGUUCUUAUUCCCAGCCGCCCACUAGGAAUGCUGAGUCCUCCCCCUGCCAGCCACCAUGAUGACCAGAAGUGUCCCCUAGUGGGGCAUUUCCUUCCCAGAGAACCAGCCAAGUAAAGCGUUACAGCUUACAGCUUGGAACCCCCAGCUGGCCCAGUCACUGUGGUGGAAGAGCCAGGGUUUGAGCAGCGCGCUUCUCAUGCCCAUUUGUCACUAUUUGUGCUGCCCUGAGCUGCCUGGGAAACACAGGGCUCCAGGCACUGUGCUGGCAGGACCACUGGGAACUGGAGCGGGAGGCUUCUGCUGGGCCCAGCUGCCAGUGCCCGCCUCCCUUGGUGCAUGCUGUUGUGAUGGGAGUCAGGGUGAGGCCACCUUGCGGUGUUCAGUGGGGCACUCUCGGCCCUAGCUAGGCAGCCAGCCUCUCCCUCUCCCCCGUCUUCCUUGGUGGCAGUGGAGCAGGGCUUGGCCCGGCCAAGCCUCAGCUCUGAGCUGGGACAGGGAUGGAUUUGGUGGCUGGUGGGUCAGGCUGCUUAGCUUGGAAGGUGCCACUGGCCUCUUCUCUGGACCAAAGAGGAUGAGGACCAGAAAUCACUUGCUGGUACCCACCGGCUGCUUGGAGCCUACAGAGGCUGGGGAGCAGCAGCAUGCAGCCCGAAGAGGGCACAGCCUGGCUGCUGGAGCUGCUGUCCGAGGUGCAGCUCCAACAGUACUUCCUGCGGCUCCGUGACGACCUCAAUGUGACCCGCCUGUCCCACUUCGAGUAUGUCAAGAACGAGGACCUGGAGAAGAUUGGCAUGGGCCGGCCUGGCCAGCGGCGGCUGUGGGAGGCCGUGAAGAGAAGGAAGGCCCUGUGCAAGCGCAAGUCGUGGAUGAGCAAGGUGUUCAGUGGAAAGCGGCUGGAGGCUGAGUUCCCCCCUCACCACUCCCAGAGCACCUUCCGGAAGCCCUCGCCUACCCCCGGGGCCCCUGCAGGCGAGGGGCCCCUACAGAGCCUCACCUGCCUCAUCGGGGAGAAGGACUUGCGCCUCCUGGAGAAGCUGGGGGAUGGCUCCUUCGGCGUGGUGCGCAGGGGAGAGUGGGAUUCGCCCUCCGGCAAGACGGUGAGUGUGGCCGUGAAGUGCCUGAAGCCUGACGUGCUGAGUCAGCCUGAGGCCAUGGAUGACUUCAUCCGGGAGGUCAACGCCAUGCACUCACUUGACCACCGAAACCUCAUCCGCCUGUACGGUGUGGUGCUCACGCCGCCCAUGAAGAUGGUGACAGAGCUGGCACCCUUGGGAUCCCUGUUGGACCGGCUGCGGAAGCACCAGGGUCACUUUCUCCUGGGGACUCUGAGCCGCUAUGCUGUACAGGUGGCCGAGGGCAUGGGCUACCUGGAGUCCAAGCGCUUUAUUCACCGUGAUCUGGCCGCCCGAAAUCUACUGCUGGCUACCCGUGACCUGGUCAAGAUCGGGGACUUCGGACUGAUGCGAGCCCUGCCCCAGAAUGACGACCACUAUGUCAUGCAGGAACAUCGCAAGGUGCCCUUUGCCUGGUGCGCCCCUGAGAGCCUGAAGACCCGCACCUUCUCCCAUGCCAGCGACACCUGGAUGUUCGGGGUCACAUUGUGGGAGAUGUUCACCUAUGGCCAGGAGCCCUGGAUCGGCCUCAAUGGCAGCCAGAUCCUGCACAAGAUUGAUAAGGAGGGGGAGCGCCUGCCACGGCCUGAGGACUGCCCCCAGGACAUCUACAACGUCAUGGUCCAGUGCUGGGCGCACAAGCCCGAGGACAGACCCACAUUUGUGGCCCUCCGGGACUUCCUGCUGGAGGCCCAGCCCACUGACAUGCGGGCCCUGCAGGACUUUGAGGAGCCAGACAAGCUGCACAUCCAGAUGAAUGAUGUCAUUACUGUCAUCGAGGGAAGAGCUGAGAACUACUGGUGGCGAGGGCAGAACACGCGGACGCUGUGUGUGGGGCCCUUCCCUCGCAACGUGGUGACCUCCGUGGCUGGCCUGUCGGCGCAGGACAUCAGCCAGCCCCUGCAGAACAGCUUCAUCCACACAGGGCACGGGGACAGCGACCCCCGCCACUGCUGGGGCUUCCCUGACCGCAUUGAUGAACUGUACCUGGGGAACCCUAUGGAUCCCCCUGACUUGCUGAGUGUGGAGCUGAGCACCUCCCGGCCCAGCCAGCACCUGGGAAGGCUGAAAAGGGAGCCUCCGCCUCGCCCUCCUCAGCCUGCCAUCUUCACUCCGAAGCCCACUUACGACCCUGUGAGCGAGGACCCAGACGCCCUGGCCAGUGACUUCAAGAGGCUGGGUCUGCGGAAGCCAGGCCUGCCCUGGGGGCUGUGGCUGUCGAAGCCCUCAGCCCGGGUCCCAGGCACCAAGGCAGGCCGUGGUGUCAGUGGCGGGGCUAGCGAGGUCACCCUCAUCGACUUUGGCGAGGACCCCGUGGUCCCUGCCCCUCGGCCCUGCGCACCUUCCCUGGCACAGCUGGCCAUGGACGCCUGCUCCUUGCUGGACAAGACCCCUCCCCAGAGCCCCACACGGGCCCUGCCACGCCCCCUGCACCCCACACCAGUGGUGGACUGGGAUGCACGCCCACUGCCCCCGCCCCCUGCCUACGACGAUGUGGCCCAGGACGAAGACGACUUCGAGGUCUGCUCCAUCAAUAGCACGCUGGUGGGCACUGGGCUGGCCACUGGGCCCUGCCAGGGCGAGACCAACUACGCCUUCAUGCCUGAGCCCGAGCGGUGCCCCCUGGCGCUGGAGGACAACCUGUUCCUGCCCUCCCAGGGUGGGGCCCCACCGCCCAGCUCGGCGCAGACUGCCCAGAUCUUCCAGGCGCUGCAGCAGGAGUGCAUGCGGCAGCUGCAGGUCCCCACGGGCUCUCUGGCCCCCUCACCUGGCCCCGCCAGUGAUGACAAGCCCCAGGUGCCACCCCGGGUGCCCAUUCCCCCAAGGCCCACGCACCCAAGAGUCGAGUUGUCUCCGGCCCCCUCGGGAGAGGAGGAGCUGGGCCGGUGGCCCGGACCUGUGUCCCCUCCUCGGGUGCCUCCCCGGGAGCCCCUGUCCCCACAAAGCUCAAGGACCCCCAGCCCCCUGGUGCCGCCUGGCAGCUCCCCACUGCCACCCCGGCUCUCGAGCUCACCCGGGAAGACCAUGCCUACCACCCAGAGCUUUGCCUCCGACCCCAAGUAUGCAACCCCUCAGGUGAUCCAGGCUCCUGGCCCCCGGGCAGGGCCCUGCAUCCUGCCCAUCGUGCGCGAUGGCCGUAAGGUCAGCAGCACCCACUACUACCUGCUGCCUGAACGUCCUCCCUACCUGGAGCGCUAUCAGCGCUUCCUCCGGGAGGCCUCAAGUCCCGAGGAGCCAGCCCUGCAACCCGUGCCCCUGCUGCCGCCACCGCCCAGCACCCCCGCCCCCGCGGCCCCCACCGCCACCGUGCGGCCCAUGCCCCAGGCCGCCCCCGACCCCAAGGCCAACUUCUCUACCAACAACAGCAACCCUGCUGUCCGGCCACCCACCUCACAGAGGGGCUGCCCGGGGGAUGGGCUGGAGACUGCACGGCAGGCGGAUGAGGUCCAGAUGCUGCAGGCCAUGGUGCACGGGGUGACCACAGAGGAGUGCCAGGCCGCCCUGCAGUGCCACGGCUGGAGUAUGCAGAGGGCUGCCCAGUAUCUGAAGGUGGAGCAGCUCUUUGGGCUGGGGCUACGGCCAAGGCUGGAGUGUCACAAAGUGCUGGAGAUGUUUGACUGGAACCUGGAGCAGGCUGGCUGCCACCUGCUGGGCUCCUUCGGCCCUGCCCACCACAAGCGCUGAGCGGAUCUGGAGACUGAGGGUCUACCCUGAAGGAGUAAGCGAGCUGCUCGUGUGCCAGGGUGGGGAGGGCCUGCCCAGGCCGGAGGACCUGCUGUCGCCCCUUGUUCCCAGCGACGGAGAGGCCCAGGUGGCGGGAGGCCAGUGCCCACCCUGCCCAUCUCCUUCGCCCAGCACUGUCCCUGCUCACUUUGGCUCAGUCCUCAGCGCCCCCGCCCGGAGGUGGGAGGAGCCCUGUGAACCGCCCAGGAUGUCUGAGGCUGGGCCAGGCCCUGCCCAGGGGACCAGACUGAGAGGAAGCCAGUGUGACCCAGCGGGAGACGUGUGCCCACGGAGAGAGGCGCCCGAACCUACAGGCCCUCAUCGAGGCUGAGUGCUGUCCGGGAGCCCUGCAGGCAGUGGGGUCGACAGCAUGUGCCUGUGCCUGCUGUGGACUGGAUGUGUUACAGGGCUCAGCCUAUCUUAGGAUCUUGUGCCUGGAAAUAGCCAGGGUGGCUCAGGAAGUGGAGAAGAGGUGCCGGACCGUUUUCUGGCAGGGACCAGGGCCCAAGGCCCCAGGGUUGGAAGGAGACCAAGGGGCAGCUGCCCUAGAGGAACACCAGUGCUUCCUGUCUGCACCCAGCUCUUCCUCUGUGCGGUUCUGUUUCUCACCAGCCUCUGUGGCCAAAGCUGCUGCCCCAGCUAUCAAUAUCUGCUUCUUCCAGAGAAAUAAAGUUAGUUUCUAUUUUAUGUUA